Camellia sinensis is the source of this 601-nucleotide messenger RNA. NCBI's taxonomy places the organism in Eukaryota, Viridiplantae, Streptophyta, Magnoliopsida, Ericales, Theaceae. The record is from RefSeq and is a predicted model, not a curated record.
CUUCUCAGUAGAUGGAACACCCAUUAGAGAGUUCAAGAAUGCAGAGUCAGUUGGUGUUCCAUACCCAAAGAACCAACCCAUGAGGAUAUACUCCAGUCUGUGGAAUGCUGAUGAUUGGGCAACAAGAGGUGGACUUGUGAAGACUGAUUGGACUCAAGCUCCAUUCACUGCUUCAUACAGAAACUUCAAUGCCAAUGCUUGCAUUUGGUCUUCUGGAUCAUCUUCUUGUUCUUCUUCAUCUUCUAAUAGCAAUGCAUGGUUCUCAGAACAGUUGGAUUCCACAAACCAAGAGAGAUUGAAAUGGGUGCAGAAGAACUACAUGAUAUACAAUUAUUGCUCUGAUGUGAAGAGAUUUCCUCAGGGCCUCCCACCAGAGUGUAACAUGUCCUAGAGAAGUAAAACUCAAAACUCACUAUUACUCAACUUUUCCACUGCCACUGUAUUGUAUUUAUGAUAUUCUUUUGUAUGUAACUCGCACAAUUCAAUAAUCUUAUUUGUGGUUGUUGUGAUAAUUCUUGAAAUCAAUAAUAGGGAUUUCUGUUUUCUAUAUUCAUCCAAAACCAAUGAAGUCAUGGAAGGCCCCAUGUUGGGAAUUUGUGAA